Molecule: messenger RNA, 1909 nt
Organism: Mizuhopecten yessoensis (Yesso scallop)
Lineage: Eukaryota; Metazoa; Mollusca; Bivalvia; Pectinida; Pectinidae
Exons: 5
Coding region: 146-898 (250 amino acids)
Source: RefSeq, a predicted model, not a curated record
UCAUUCAGUACCAACAGGAACUGGAAUUAACCUGCUCAGUAUUCUUGAUUUUCUUCUCAAGCGGAUUCUUGAGUUGAACCACCAAAGUCAUCUUGGAUACCAAUUCUACCUCCACAACGACUUCCGGUUCACUGCAGAGGAGAAAAUGGUGAAGAAGGAUGAUCUUCAACAGGCACCACGUCUACAAUGUUACGGUUCAAAUGGGACGAGAUGGAUAGACAGAGACGACCUCUCCAUCUGGUUCGGAAACCCAAAUCAGAAGACAAAACGGACCCGUUUGCGUCAUGUUGACUUGUCAAAGGCUUUACCAGAUAGAAACCUAUCGUUCAAAGAGAUUGGUAGAGUCUCGCGGUAUAUCGGUGGUACAUACCAGAUGUUCUUUGCCGAACUGGACUGUGAGGUUGCAAUACUUGAGCAGGAGAUGGAAGAGCACCGUCACCUCGACUUUAGAUCUCGCAUCGCAAAGAUUUUCAUUCACCUCCUCAAAACGAAAGCUGAUACUGGAUUCCUGGCUAUAGCAGAUGCAAUGUCACGACAUGGAAUGGACCCCUCCAAGCUCGUAAACAUUCUGGACUCCAACAGAAAUGUGAUGUUUAUAGACGAGACAUUGACGGAUACAUGGUUAAAGAGGUAUGUGUCUGACAAUGAUGUUCCGAUCAUCGCUGAUCACGUAGACAUUAAAUCAUAUUUCAACCUGUUCCUGGAACUUGGAUUCACACCCAAAAUAGUGGAUAAGUUUGACUACGACUACAAGGAUAUUUCAAAGAAAAUCACCGCUUUACUGGAAGCUUUCAUUAAAGAGACCAAGCCACGCCCAACUGUGAACUCAAUUCUCCUGGCGAUGCAGGAAUGCGACAUGGACACCGAAUCCCUCAUUAGAGCACUAAAAUCCGCAUAGGUUAAGUACUACAACAUGGUUCUAAUACCCAAUAACUGGUGUAUGUUACCAUAGAGACGUUGUUCUGCUCUGAUUGUCGAGGACUAGUGUUAUAUGGAUUUUUUCUCUACACGGUUCUAGAAGCUCAUUGACCAAAGACAGUUACCAAAGGACUACUACUUGUACAAUUUCCAAUAACAUUAUUAUUUCACCAAAGUGAGUAUAUUAUGUUUAUUAUAUGACAAUUGGUGAUUAAUGAAGUGUUGUACAGAAACGAUAUGAUAUCCAGAUUCCAAUGCAGUAUUAUUGAUUUCAAAUGUCACCAUAAAGUCAGCAAAAAACAUUGAUUUUUUUAGAGACUGAUUAGGAUUGUGGUAUGUAAUUAAUGAAACAUUAUGAGUUAAGAAAAGAAAUAGUUUCUGUAUUUGCUGAAAAGAUGAUGUAAAUGUGUGCUGCGUAGCAAUGAUGAAUAACCAAAUAUGCAUGAUAUGUUAAUAAGGUGCUCGUUAUAUUAUAACAGGGAAACGCAUGCUAUAACCUAACACACUUGUUAACCGUGGUGUUAUAACAGAUAAAUAAAAUAUAUCACUGAUGUGAUGUAAGGAUAAGGUAAAUAUAACCAAAGGGACACAUUUUUGGGUAGAAGACCCGAAGCUUUGAAUAACCAUAUACAUACCACACAUAAGAGACGGAUUCCAGUUCUUGCUUAUAACCUUAAACCCGUAAAACAGCUGCUUUUCUAGUACAGUUGUAAACUGUCUGUACUUUUGUAAUUUGCAAAUGGAGCCCGGAUGGUGAUUGCUAAUGGAGUCAAUGACCCUGACUGACCCCAAAACGUCAUGGAAUGACGUCACGAACAAGAUCUUGACCCCGAAAGGUCACUUUAAUCCUACCCGCAAGUCUGAGCGUAAAAACGAUCCAGACUCGUGGGUUGGAUAGAAUUUCCCAGCAAUGCAUUGUAGUCCUAGAUAAGUAAGCUUCAGUGACGGGGAUGCUAAUACAUAACUAGGAUAUUUAAGUUGAUAUGAUAGA